This is a messenger RNA of Cotesia glomerata, 3789 nucleotides long. RefSeq lists its product as uncharacterized. The transcript has 2 exons. Bases 1 to 3789 code for a protein of 1262 amino acids. The record is from RefSeq and is a predicted model, not a curated record. Lineage: Eukaryota; Metazoa; Arthropoda; Insecta; Hymenoptera; Braconidae. Gene Ontology annotation, molecular function: nucleic acid binding. Gene Ontology annotation, biological process: DNA integration.
AUGAAGCCUUCCAAAACGAGUAUCCCGAUUAUUGGAGUAGGAAGUGUGCCUUCAGGAUCAACGAAGGGUGCUGUUGACAUCACUUUACGAUCUAAUCAUUCUGAAGACCAGAUUGAGCUUCAUGCGCACGUACUGCAGUCUCUUACCGUCGAACUGCCUCCAGUCGUCAUCGCCAGUCAAUCCUGGAAUCAUAUCUCUGAUUUGGAACUAGCAGAUCCAGAUCAUCUAUCACCAGGUCGAAUUGACGUCCUCAUUGGAGCUGACUUUUAUGGCUUAAUCAUUAAGCCUGGAGUAAUCACCGGAAAACCAGGUCAGCCUAUCGCCAUUCAGACUGUCUUUGGAUGGGCAGUUCUAGGACCUGCUGGUCCAUCUUCUAGCACCUCGCCUGCACAUCAAGGUCACCUAAUCUCAAACCUGCAGCUUCACGAACUCGUCUCGAAAUUCUGGGAGCAGGAAGAAGUUCCAGCGUCUCACCAAGAAUCUCUUAGUGCUGAAGAAGCCGAGUGUGAAGCACACUUCAUCGCCACUCACUCUCGCGACAGCUCAGGUCGCUACAUCGUGCGAUUGCCCUUCAAACCCAAUGCUCCUCCGCUUGGAUACUCGAAAGGCAUUGCACAACGUUCGCUAUCUCGCAUUCUCAAUCGCAUCGCCCAACAACCAAAUCUUCAUCGACUGUACACAGAGUUUCUCACCGAGUACGAGUCCCUGGGUCACAUGGAGAAAGUUCAACCGUCAACUGCUUCAGACGUUGUCUAUUACCUCCCUCAUCACGGAGUGAUGCGCAAUAACAAAAUUCGUGUGGUGUUCAAUGGCUCUAGUAAGACAACAUCAGGCUAUUCGCUCAACGAACUGCUUCAUGUCGGUCCCAAGACUCAGAAUGACAUCUUCGACGUGCUGUUGUAUGUCCGUCGCCAUCGCCUCAUCUUUACAACGGACGUAGAAAAGAUGUUUCGCCAAAUUCUCAUACAUCCUGAUGAUCGCAAGUUCCAACGCAUCUUAUGGAUUGAUAAUAACUCACAGAGCCAAGAGUUCGAACUUACCACAGUUACAUACGGAACUACAUCAGCUCCUUACUUAUCAGGCCGCACCCUGAGACAACUACUGCUAGACGAAGGUCACGACUUUCCUUUAGCUGCUGAACCGAUCGAAAGGGGAAGUUAUGUCGACGACAUUACUGGCGGUGCUGAUGAUCUCGACUCUCUCAAUGCUAUCGCAAAACAAGUUGAAGAAAUGUGUCUACGAGGAUGCUUCCCUUUGGCAAAGUGGAAGAGCAAUCAUCCUGAUUUCUUCAAAAUUAAUCUAUCUUAUCAACCAGGUUCAGAGUAUCAUGAAUUUAACGAGUCAUCCUCCAAGAUUCUGGGUCUAGCCUGGCAGUGUGCGCCAGAUCUGCUCAAGUUCACUGGUCAGUCCUCACCCAAGGCAGCUAUCACCAAACGCACCAUCUUAUCCGAAACAGCUCAACUGUUUGAUCCUCUGGGCUUGAUCUCGCCAGUCAUCGUCCGCGCCAAAAUCUUAAUGCAAGAUUUAUGGCAACAAAAGGUCGGAUGGGAUGAUACUCUCACGCCGCAAAUCAUUCACCGCUGGACGUCGUUUCGCGAUGAGCUAUCUCAGCUAUCUCAACUAGCAAUUCCUCGGUGGCUCAAUCUACUCACUGAUAGCUCGGAAGUCGAGAUACAUGGGUUUUCAGAUGCCUCUCAAGCUGCAAUGGCUGCUGCUGUUUACCUCAAAGUAACGACUUCUAACGGCUCAUCAACAGUAACUUUAGUCUGUUCAAAGACUCGAGUUGCACCUCUUCAUCGUCUCACAAUUCCACGGUUGGAAUUAUCAGCUGCUUUGCUGUUAUCAAAACUAGUCUCUCGCGUUCAGUCAACUCUCCAGCUCCAACAUGUUCCUGUUUCAUUGUGGACUGACUCCGCUGUGACUCUGGCCUGGAUUAACAGUGAUCCAAUGCGCUGGAAAGAGUUCGUAAAGAACCGAGUUCAAGAGAUUCAGCAAACCUCGCCAAACGCCACCUGGAGAUUCGUCUCAGGAAAACAAAAUCCUGCAGAUUGUGCUUCUCGAGGUCUAACACCUGCUCAACUCAUCAACCAAAAACUCUGGUGGUCUGGACCCGACUGGUUAGCCCAACAGAGUCAUCUUUGGCCAUCUUUCACGGCAUCAGAUGAUCAACUUGCUGACAUCGAGAUUCGCCCUAGCACAGUGCACGCAUCUUCAAGUACCAAGCUGCCGUUUGAUGUCCUAUUCUACGAAGACAGACCUCUCACAAAGCUGUUACGUGUCACAGCCACGAUUCAGCGAGCAGUGGCGUGUUUCAAGAGAGUUCCUGCGUCCAGCUUGAGCUCUUCACCUCUAAACCCUGCUGAUCUUCAAUUUGCUUUGACGUUCUGGAUCAAAUCCACGCAGCAAAUCUACUUCGCCAGUGAGAUUCGAGCACUAUUACAAGGUAAGAGUCUUGCUAAAUCUAACCCUCUCUCUCGACUUACAGCUUGGAUCGACCAGACUGGUUUACUUCGAGUUGGUGGACGUUUACAAUACUCUCAACUUAAUGAAGACGCCAAACAUCCUCCAAUAAUGCCGAAAGAUUCAGAAAUCUCCAGGCUUAUUAUCGCCAACGCCCACACACAUACUGCUGGAUCGCUUGGUGGUCGUGCUCCUAUCAAAUCUUUCAUUCAUCGAUGCGUCACCUGCACCAGGAUACGUGGCAUCCGUGCUCAACAACGCAUGGGACAGCUCCCAGCUUCCCGUGUCACACCUUCACUGGUCUUUGAGCAUGCUGGAGUCGAUUACGCAGGCCCAGUGUCGCUCAAGUUCUUUCAAGGGCGCGGCACGCGCUCAUAUAAGGCUUGGAUCGCAGUAUUCGUGUGCUUUUCAACUUCUGCUACUCACCUGGAGCUGGUAACUGACUACAGUGCUCAAGGCUUCUUGAAAGCGUUCAGACGCUUCACAGCCCGACGAGGAAUCUGCAAGACGCUCACCAGUGACUGCGGAACCAACUUUCAAGGUGCUAGUGUUAUCUUGAAACGGUUGCUAGCUGGUUCUACCAAAGAAUCGCAACAUCUUCAACAACUUAUUGCCAACGACGGUACAAAAUGGAAGUUCAAUCCUCCAGGAGCUCCUCACAUGGGUGGCAAAUGGGAAGCUGCCGUCAAAUCUGUCAAGCAUCACCUAUCACGCAUCAAUUCGGACAAAAUCCUCACGUACGAGGACUUCUCCACGCUUCUAACUCAGGUGGAAGCUGUUUUAAAUUCUCGACCUCUCAGUGCUCUAUCAGAAGAUCCUGACGAUCUCACAGCGUUGACUCCUGGACACUUCAUUCGAGGAGCACCCCUUACGCUUAUACCCGAGCCAACACUGGUCGACACCCCAGCAAACCGACUAUCACGACUUGAGGACAUCCAGCAGCGGCUUCAACUGUUCUGGUACCACUGGUCUGCUUCUUGCCUGAAAUCUCAUCAAACCAUCUCCAAGUGGAAUACUUCAUUCAACGACAUCGAUGUUGGAUCUCUAGUCCUGGUCACAGAUGAGCGAUAUCCACCAUCAAAAUGGCCGCUGGGUCGUGUCACCCACACUCACCCUGGUAAGGAUGAUCUUACCCGAGUUGUCACCAUCCAGACGGCUACUUCUACCUAUACACGACCAAUACACAAGUUGGUACUACUUCCUAUUCCAAGACACGAGGAAGAUUCUCAUGACGUUGCUCCAGCCACGUCUCAUCUACUUCUCCAUCGAGCGGAGAAGGGGGGAGAAUGUUCAAAUCUCCCUCUCUACUUCCCAGCCAUUACCGACUAA